Populus nigra (black poplar) is the source of this 1103-nucleotide messenger RNA. Its product is annotated as protein NTM1-like 9. The record is from RefSeq and is a predicted model, not a curated record. Gene Ontology annotation, molecular function: DNA binding. NCBI's taxonomy places the organism in Eukaryota, Viridiplantae, Streptophyta, Magnoliopsida, Malpighiales, Salicaceae. Gene Ontology annotation, biological process: regulation of DNA-templated transcription. The transcript has 5 exons. Bases 142 to 888 code for a protein of 248 amino acids.
UACUCUACUUGUGCCUAUAUAAAGAACACGCCCCUUCAUCCUGCAGAACCACAGUUUCUUGUGCACACCACCAGCUUAUUUGCCUCUCGUUAAGUCACUUUCUUCUACAAAAUACGUUGCAAACAACCUGAUCAAGCAAGGAUGACAAACAGAUCUAUAUCUUUCCCAUCAUCUCCUGUUGGCUAUGUAUUUCGUCCGACCGAUGAACAAUUGGUGAAUCAUUACCUGAGGUUAAAAAUGCAUGGCGGCUAUGAACAAGAAGUCAGCAUAAUCGCCGAAGUUAAUGUGUGCGAUUUUGAGCCUCGGGUACUCCCUGGGCUUUCUACAUAUCAGUCAAACGAUCCAGAGUGUUAUUUCUUUUGUCCUCGCAGUUAUAAGUACGUAAAUAGUCACCGGGCUAAUAGGACAACUGCAGCUGGAUACUGGAAAGUGACCGGCAAGAAUCGUAUAAUCAAAGCUAAAUCUACCAAGAAGCAUAUUGCUACCAAGAAGACUCUGGUUUUCUACGAGAAUCGUGUUCCUAAUGGAGUCAAGACCGAUUGGAUCAUGCACGAGUACCAUCCAACUUUCAGCUUCCACAACCAGAGGGACUUCGUUCUCUGCAAACUGAAGAAACAUCCAGAUGAGAACAUGCCAACAUUUGAAGAAAGUGAAUCAAGUUCCAAUGUUCCUUAUGGUCUUGGAAAUCAAAAUCCAACUGUGCGUAAUUAUCCCCUGACCUUUGAAGAAGGUGGGCAUACUGCCCAGAUGGCUUCCAAUUUAGCAAACAAUAGGCUAGAGGAAGAGAUCAAUCAACUCCGAACACAACUGGAAUCAUUCCGUGGCUUUGAUGAUGGAGAUUUCGGCCUGAAUUCUGCCCUGCAGUUUUCACCUGGGAAUUAUAUGUAAACCCUAUCCUGCAAUAGGUUUUCGAUCGUCCAUGUCUAUCAAACUUUGCUAUAUAUAUGUAUUAAACCUAGCCUGGAAUAACAGAGUUCAUAUGUACUGGGUGAAGUGUGGUUGAUCAUAAGCCAUAAGAACAACUUGCCUCAAGUUGUUCUUUAUGGUGUUUCUCCUUGUUUGUUUUUUCCCAAGAGGAAUUGAAUGCAUUUCAAGUGUGCUCA